UGAAAUUUCUCCGGCCCGCUUUUGCUCUCCCUCUGUAUUUUUGCCCCCAAUUCCGUCGUCAUCCCUCUCCGUCCAUCGCUCCGAUCACCCGAGACGCCACGCCACCGCCGACCUCCGGCCGCCUUUGGAACGCCGCCGUUCGAUCUCCGGCGAAAGCGAAUGGGCCGCGCGCGGGGCGGCACCGCGAGGUGAGCGAAGCUCCCGACUGGUUUUUCCCUCUUUUCUUUCUCGGACGCUCGUCAUCUCCUACGUUGUUUGGGCCGGCUCGAUUCUUUGUCAGGGGAUGUCAAACAUAUUGGGAAUCUAGCUGCUAGAUAUAGAAUCUGAGACCUUGCUUUAAUGUCGAAGAUAAGUAAACAAAGCAAGUCUGAUCACCAAAGUAGCAGCAACACAUCGAAAGUGCAGGGGAUGGUACUGCCACGUAACUUGCAGCAACUGGAAAGUAAGCAAGGUCAAAGCGGGCAGAUCCAAAGUGCAAUUAGUGGAAGCUUGAUAAAAAGUCUGACAGUGUUGGAUGAAUUCAAGCAUGGAUUUCCAUCGAAUGGCUUAUCAGUCGCCUCAAAUAAGUGGUGGGGAAGUGGCAGUCCAGGAGAUUUUGAGUACAUUAAUGCAACUGAAACUGGUAGAGAAUGCAGACCAAAGUGCGACGAUGUGGCAGAUGAUGGUUCUAAUGCCGAAAAGAAAGCUGAAGGUGAGCAAGAGAACAGCGAUUCCACUCUCCAGGGGACUAGUUUGCUGACAGCUAUGAGAAAAAGAGCCCUUGAAGAAGGAAGGGAGGCACUCAAACUGGGUGUUUUUAUGAGCCACCGUGCUCAUAAGAUAGGCAAGAAAGAGAAAUCACUGAUGCGUAACAUUUUUCAAUCUUCACUGCCAAAGGGAUGGAUUGAUGAUUAAGUUUAAUCUGAGGGAUGCUCAAAACUGCCAAAGGGAUGGAUUGAUGAUUAAGUUUAAUCUGAGGGAUGCUCAAAAGCUGUAAUGUAAGUGAUUGACUUCUUAAUUAUCGCAGUUGGAUGUAAAAUGCUCGAACAAAAUGUUGCUCAUUUGUCUUUAAAUGUCAAUUAUCAAGUGUUGAGGUACUUCACUCACUAUCAUGUUC
This is a messenger RNA of Eucalyptus grandis, 1096 nucleotides long. RefSeq lists its product as uncharacterized. The transcript is spliced from 3 exons. The record is from RefSeq and is a predicted model, not a curated record. Bases 340 to 894 code for a protein of 184 amino acids. NCBI's taxonomy places the organism in Eukaryota, Viridiplantae, Streptophyta, Magnoliopsida, Myrtales, Myrtaceae.